This is a messenger RNA of Acipenser ruthenus (sterlet), 1680 nucleotides long. RefSeq names its product cold-inducible RNA-binding protein B-like. Bases 165 to 704 code for a protein of 179 amino acids. The record is from RefSeq and is a predicted model, not a curated record. NCBI's taxonomy places the organism in Eukaryota, Metazoa, Chordata, Actinopteri, Acipenseriformes, Acipenseridae. Gene Ontology annotation, cellular component: spliceosomal complex. Gene Ontology annotation, biological process: positive regulation of mRNA splicing, via spliceosome. Gene Ontology annotation, molecular function: RNA binding. The transcript is spliced from 7 exons.
UAAUUUUUUUUAAAAUGGCAUGUCAUAUUUAUGUUAAUUAGGUAGGCGUGGCAGCAGAUUUGCGCUAUAAAAACUCUCUCGCGCGUCUCAGUCAGUCCCAUCUCCUCUGCAGCAAGAACUGAUUUCUACAGGUCAAUAUAAAAUACACGUAGCUCUACUCCAAAAUGUCAGACGAAGGAAAACUUUUUGUUGGAGGCCUGAGCUUUGAUACCAACGAGCAAGGUUUGGAGGACGUGUUCGCCAAGUAUGGACAGAUCUCUGAGGUUGUUGUCAUCAAGGACAGAGACACUCAGAGAUCGAGAGGCUUCGGUUUUGUUACCUUUGAGAACCCAGAUGACGCUAAAGACGCAAUGAUGGCUAUGAAUGGAAAGUCUGUUGAUGGCAGACAGAUCCGUGUUGACCAGGCAGGGAAGUCCGGUGGUGGUGGAGGAGGAUACAGAGGGGGCCCACGUGGUGGUGGCGGCGGCGGUGGAUUCUACCGUGGCGGCCCCAGAGGCGGUGGAGGAAGGGGUGGCCGUGGCUUCUCAAGAGGGGGUGGUGGUGGUGGUGACAGAGGAUACAGCAGCGGUGGACGCUUUGACAGAAGUGGGGGAUACUCCUCCUCUGACAGAGGCUAUUACCAGAGGGAUCGGGGACAAGGAGGUUAUGGUGAUCGUUCAGGUGGCUCCUACAGGGACUACGACAGCUAUGCUUCACACGAGUAAAAAUCCUUCCUGCAUCAAGACCGACCUUCCAAUGGCUGUAUUUAAAAGAUUUUUUGGAGCUUCGCAGAAUCCAUACUUGUAGUACCUACAUGUGUUUUAUAUUCUUGGUUUGUAGUAUCAGUUCUGUCCUUGUUAAACGCAGCCUGACAGCUUCAGACAUGAGAAUGCACGCCCUGUUACACUUUUUCAUUUUUUAUAGGGUUUGUUUUAAAGCUCCAAUCACCAUUUUUAGGGUUCUCAACCUGAAUUGUUUAUUUGAAAAGCACUUUAUUUCCAAAGGCUUUUUGUUUUUUAAUUUUCCCCUUUGACCCCCCCCUGUUUAAGUAGUCCAUUGGAUUGGGUGGGGUGAGGGGGGGGGGGGGGGAGAGCAUAAAAAGCAAGAGGGAGUAAGUGUCAACUUUCCUUUUUAGUCAUUCUGUUCUUGAGAGUUUAAAAAGGAAUUUGAGCAAACUGAUGUUCUGAAGAAGCUGAACAAGCUGUGGUGUAUCCUAAAGUUAAAUUGAAUAAAAGGGCUCAAUGCCAUUCUGGUUCUUGUAAUGUAUUCCUUUAGUGUGUCAAAGGUGGGCUGCAACCAGGCUGCAGAGAUGAAUGCAGACCACCUUGAUGCAGCUAAAGAUUGAAAGAGGUGGGGGAGGGGGGGGGGGGGGAGAGAGAAUUUAAAGAUCAGUAAAAAGAAAUCGACUCUGCUUUGUGUAUUUACCAUGUGCACGUCCUGUCAACAAACAAGGUUAUUUUUCUGUAACGUGAAGUGUCAACGAUAUGGAGUUGAGCAAGUAUCUACUAGUUUAAAAAAAAAAUAAAAGAUAAGUUAAGAAAUUCUUCUUGCAAAUGUAUCUUUUAUAUACUGUCCUUUUUACUGGAAGACAAAUGCAUAUUCCAAUCUAAGCAUUGUAUUUUGAAGUGGUUCGGAAAAACUUUUUUUUGUAUUGAAAACAUUUUUGCUUUACGAAGCCUAUUAAAAGAUCGUCUGAAUUUA